AUGGAUAUUAUACAAGCCGUCUCGGGCUACAUCACCAAGAUGGUGUCGGUCGGGGACACCGCUGCGACAGGCACCUCCGCGGCCAAGAUGAAGAUCCUCUUACUCGACAACGAGACUGUGCCUAUUGUCUCUACGGCGACGACACAAUCCGCCCUCCUCAACCAUGAAGUCUACCUUACUGACCGUAUCGACAACCCAAAGCGGGAGAAGAUGCGCCAUCUUCGCUGCCUAUGCUUUGUGCGACCAUCCCCAGAGUCUAUACAGAGCCUGAUAGAGGAGCUGCGAGAGCCCAAGUAUGGCGAAUACAACAUCUACUUUAGCAACAUAAUAAAAAAGUCCUCGCUGGAACGCCUCGCCGAAGCAGAUGACCACGAAGUCGUACGCGCCAUCCAAGAAUACUUCGCCGAUUUUCUCGUCAUAAAUCCCGACCUCAUGUCCCUCAACCUCGGCUUCCCGGAUCACAGGAUAUGGAGCACAAACCCGGACUCGUGGAAUCAGGAUGCACUACACAGGUCAACAGAGGCAGUCAUGGCGCUGCUUCUGUCGCUGAAGAAGAAGCCUUUGAUAAGAUAUCAGAAGAACAGUCUGCUUGUGAAGAAGCUAGCGACCGAGGUCCGAUACCACAUGACACAGGAAGAGCAACUCUUCGAUUUCCGCAAGACUGAUACUCCGCCCAUCCUUUUGAUCGUAGACCGAAGAGACGAUCCCGUUACCCCGCUAUUAACACAAUGGACAUAUCAGGCUAUGGUUCACGAGCUACUCGGAAUACAUAAUGGACGCGUGGAUCUACGUGAUGUGCCGGAAAUACGUCCCGAGCUCAAGGAAAUUGUGUUAUCGCAAGAUCAGGAUCCCUUCUUCAAGAAGAACAUGUAUCUCAACUUUGGUGACCUAGGACAAAACGCGAAAGAGUACGUUGAACAGUUUGCAUCAAAACAGCAAGGAUCGCAAAAGCUCGACUCAAUUGCCGAUAUGAAGCGCUUCAUCGAAGACUUUCCCGAGUUCCGUAAGCUCUCCGGCAAUGUCACCAAACAUGUUACACUCGUUGGUGAGCUCAGCAGACGAGUUGGCGAAGAGAGUCUGCUGGACAUCAGUGAGCUCGAACAGAGUCUAGCAUGUACAGACAAUCACAACAACGACGUCAAGUCGCUACAAAAGAUCAUCCAGGACCCCAGGGUCCCGGCGAACAACAAGCUUCGCCUCGUUGCCAUCUACGCGUUACGGUACUCAAAGGCGUCUUCGAAUUCGACAGCCAUGCUCCUAGACUUGCUCGCCGUUGCGGGCGGACUGUCACGGCAUCGCAUCAAUCUUAUCACAAAGCUACUGACCUACCAUGACUCGCUACAAGCGACUACGGCAGCAGGUGGGGUACCGGACCUGUUCCAGCCUGGAUCCUUUUUCGGGGGUGCCCGAGAUCGACUCAAGGGCCUGAAGGGUGUUGAGAACGUCUACACACAGCACUCGCCUCGCUUAGAAGCUACGUUGCAAGACAUGAUCAAGGGUCGCUUGAGCCAGCAGCUGUACCCCUUCGUAGAAGGUGGCGGCUCGACCAAAGAUAAGCCGCAGGAUAUAAUCGUCUUCAUGGUCGGCGGCGCGACAUACGAGGAAGCCAAGAUGGUUGCGCAAGUCAAUGCAAGUUCGCCUGGUAUUCGCGUUGUGCUCGGUGGUACGACCGUGCAUAACAGCACCUCCUUCUUGGAGGAAGUCGAAGAUGCUGUCGACUCGUGGCCCGAGCCUCCCGCUACAUCAGCUGCGGCUCGCUUGAAGAGGGAGAACUGCACAGCCUUCGGACGCGAGUGCGUCUUUAUUACCGUUCCUGAGAGCGCUGCACGCAAGAAAGAAAGGGAGCAGCGAGAGCGCGCGCAGAGCAAGAGCGGCACUGGUGUUACCAUCCCGGACUGGACCAAGAAUCUCCCCGUGCGCACACAGAGUAGUGCGAGUGUACAUGAUGGAUACGACAAUGCGGGAUCCGUUGACACCACGACGCCUGGCACGCCACCACGAGAUUACGAGUGGGAAGCGUAUCAGCAAGAUGUCGAGCCCGAAACGGAUGCUUGGGAGAGACUGCCCGCAGAGCCUGAAGAGACGCAGGACGACGUGUAUGAGGACGAGAACGACGACGAAGAUCAGAUCGCAACUGAUCUCACGAUUCGAAUCGGAAGGAUGAUCAUUUGUGAAAACGUCACUGGAUUUUUCCGUCCCCAAUAUGCCGAAGAGCUCGGCAAGCUUCUGUCUGAGAGCUUCACGCCUUCUUCAUCAGUCACAGGCCAAAGAGCGACACAGUCAUCUGCUCUUCUAUCAGCAGAGCAGAUGCCGUCGCUUGCGCCGUCGCUGAAUCUGUUGCUAGGCGGUUCGCUGCCUAUACAUCAGAAUAACGAAGUUGAGGCGCCACAACUGCCCACCAAGAUGGAGGCCGAGGGGCUACUACAGCGGUACACGGAAGCCGUUAGCCCGCUUGCGCACGUGUUGCAUCUUCCAUCGUUCAAGCGCAUGUUUGAUCGCUUUUGGAUGAACCUUGAGAUUGGGAGCCCCAACCAGAAUUCCUGUACUGCCUUGAUACUGGCAGUAUGUAUGGCUGCCGCUGCUUCUGUUUCACCGUUACAAGCCAAGUCGCAGUUUGGGAUUACGAAAGAGGAUCUUUUCCUGCGCCUACAAAAAGCUACGGAGCGGGCAUUGCUUCGCGCUAAUUGGGCGAAGACAUCUAACAUACGGACUUUACAAGCUUUGACAAUCUACCUGAUACCCCUCUGCCGGGCGCAAAUAUCGCGGGCUACUUCUGUUGUAGUUGGCGCAUUGGUCCGCCUGGCACAAUGCAUAGGCAUACACCGUAUGAGCCACAGCUCGGCCAAUAGUCUAACACCACUGCAACGACAUGUUCGGUCGCUCUUGUGGUAUCAGAUCUGUUUCUUGGACUUCAAGACAGCAGAAGCGCAAGGACCCCAUCCUUCGAUCCGGUCGGAUGACUUUGACAUUGCUCUUCCGUUGAACGUAGAUGACGAUGUCUUUGAGUUUGGCAGCCCGAAGUGGCAGCAAAACCCAACCUCCAAUACCGGCUGGUCAGACGUCACAUUGUCUUUGAUACGCUACGAGUGCAAUGAGAUACACCGCCUCAUAUUCCGCGGCAGGAUUGAGAUGGAUCGCAAACACAUUACCCUCCAUGAUCUCCGCGCCCGCGUAGAAGCCAAGAAACGCCAGAUCCAGAGCAAAUACCUCCAAUAUCUGGAUGCCAACGUGCCUAUUCAACGAUACGCAGGCCUAGUUGCGACACUCCUAAUGUCCCGUUGUGACUCUAUGCUCCUAUACCGCCACCUUCCACAAACCUCCUUGCAACCCCGUUCGGAAUCCGAGAACCGCCUUCGCGACGUCCUCCUUACCGCAGCGCUCACCACACUUGAAAUCGGUGCAACACUAGAUACACUGCCCUCUCUCUCCUCCUGGGCUUGGUACUCGACCACCUACCAACAAUAUCACGCGGUCCUGCUUCUCCUCACCGAACUCUACCGUACACCCGAUCUGCCCCGGAAAGAGCGCAUGGCGACCAUCAUCGACCACAUCUUUGGCCACUGCUAUGGCGUCGGUGUAAGAGAACGUUGCUCAGAUCUCCUCUUCACUGUAAAAGAAAACCUAGAAGCCUUUUAUGUAAUGAAGGGUUUCAACAAGAAAAGGCAGCAGGUUGCUCCCCAACAGCAUCCCACACUUCAACCGUUACCCUCCUUUGGUGGCUCGGUGACUAGCCCUGGAUUCGGUGCGCAGCAGACGCCGAAUAAUAACAUUCACAGUCAAUUGCAGAGGACGCCCACAACGGGCACACUAGAUGGGUUGAAUGUGGAUUUCGAUAGUAUACUUGGUAGCCUGAAUGGUGGUGGUGGUGGCGGUGGCUCGGACCAGGACUUUGAUGUUUGGGGCGGAAUGAACGGUGGUGCUGGUCAAGAUACGGGUGCUAUUUUUGUGCCGGUGGAUACUGGGCAUCAUGGCGAGUUUGGAACUACGAGUCCGAAUGGGGGGCUACAGCAAUGGGAAAAUUGGAAUUUCCCACCUCAACAGGCGAAAUACGAACAAUGA
Molecule: messenger RNA, 4059 nt
Organism: Alternaria arborescens
Lineage: Eukaryota; Fungi; Ascomycota; Dothideomycetes; Pleosporales; Pleosporaceae
Product: Vacuolar protein sorting-associated protein 45
Exons: 8
Coding region: 1-4059 (1352 amino acids)
Biological process (GO): DNA-templated transcription; vesicle-mediated transport; intracellular protein transport
Cellular component (GO): Golgi membrane
Molecular function (GO): DNA binding; zinc ion binding
Source: RefSeq, a predicted model, not a curated record